GAGUACAUUUUAAUCCUCUAGGGGUUAAACUGCAUCUAUAAAAAGAGUUAUUUUUCAGAGUUAAACUUUUAACUCUGUAAGCGGUGCAUUUCCCACAAUCCUAAACGGCUCUUCAUUUGGAAGACCACAAGGAGAUGAGUACGCAGUUCAAAGGUAACGUUAGCUAUGUUUGCAUCAUCUUUCAAUAAAUUGUGUGGUGUAUUUGGUGUAAUUAUAUUUAUUAAAAGAAAUACGUUUGUUUUACAUGUUUUUAUAAAGAAACUGCAUGGAUUUCGUUGGAUUGGAGUUCGUUUAUAUCUGAGCACCACGCGCAUCAGUAACAAUGCUGUUCACAGUAAUCUACGGAGGAAAGAAAAAGCUGAUAAAAGUAGAUGGAGCAGAUUACACUAGUUUAAUGACUCAAGUUAAGAAGAAAUUCUCAAUAAGUGAGAAAGAUCUGAUGUUACAAGAUGACACUGGUGUUGAGGUGGAUGAAGAUGUAUUCACUGACUUGCUGGAGGAGAGAUCACAUGAUAUCCUAUGGAGAGUUGUUGACAAAGUUUCCGAAUGCUCAGUCCUCAAUUCUUCCUGUAGCUCACAAACUGACACUCUCUCAGUGUCGUCUGAGACUGAUGACAGUGCUGGACCAAGCUCCAAGAGACCUUGUCUUGAUGGACUUUUUGAGGCAAAACAGUUUGUUAGAAACAUUUUAGUGGAAAAUGCUGGAGGACCUGCGAUUUUGGAUGAAUAUAAAGAACAUGGAAAACUCACAGACUCAGCCCGGCGACACUUGGUUAACAUUGUUGUUGCGCACAUUACUGACAAAGAAGGCCGUGUCCCUUCUAAAGAAACAAAAACUCGUUGUGCCUUGGGAAUUGUAACUCUGUUCCCAUCACUGAAGGAUCCAUACUCAAGAACUGGAUAUGAACAUUUUUAUGACCCUAAGAGCAACCAAGGAUACAUAUCUUGGCGACUCAAAACAGUUUCGCGGCAAAGCAAACACCAUGGUGGACACCACAGCAAGAAGGAUGCCAGGUCAAGUGGAACAUCAGACAGUGAGGGCAGUGGAGGACCAACAGCUUAUAGAGAAACUUGCAACCAUUUGGAACUGCAGUUAGAGGGUGAUCAAUGCAAAGAAGCGAUAUCUUUCAUGAAUCAUUGUGCAGAAAAGGACCUGAUUUUUGAGAAGAUGAAAGCCACAUUCAAGCACAGACAGCUCCUUAUUCAUGAUGCAGCAAAGUCCAAUACAGUGCUUUCAGUUUUUCCACGAUUUCUUGACACCAAGGGAUUGAUACUUCAAGAUUUUGAUGUCCAAUUUGGAACAGAAACAUCCUCCAGACUUCUUGAACAAUGGGACAGUCUGAAGCCCAAGAUCAUUGCAGAAGCAAGAACACUUACUUCGACCUUGCAUCUGACAAACCUGCUCUCAGAUGCCCAGGGCAACAGUCAAGAUGAGGGUUCCGAUUGGCAAGGAUGGGACAGCGACAUGUCCUCUAUUUUACUCCUGGCCUACCUUUUGCCACCUUCACCUGGUGGUAGGAACAAAUCCACCAAGAUCAGCAUCAGAGAGGCAAUGGACCACAUUGUGCAGUUUCACAAGGCUUGCCGUAGUCUAACUGAACACAUUAACAAGUCUGAAGGCCUUCAACCACAUCUCCUUGCAGUUGGCUCAGCGAAGAACAUCAUCCAUGAUUUUUACAUCGUGCUGGACGGAAAGCUUCUUCCAUGUCAGGCAAAGUCUUCUCUUGCUGCUUUUGAUGAACUUUUUAAAGCAUACUUUGUCUUUAGCGUGUCAUACCCCCACUGCUUAAGUGCAAUGUAUACAUUCAUCCAGACAACUAUCUACAAGAUAGAUCUUGGUACAGUCCAUGAAACCCCUAGGGUUAAAGACCUACGAGCUAAACUUUUGAAUUACUUAAGCUAGAUUAAAAUGUUUCGCUGCUUUGUUUGCAAACUGGUACAUUCUAAAAUCAAUGACCUUGUUCGUCACCUAAAACUUAUUCAUGCUUACUAUCCAGGGAAAAAAUUAAACCUGAAAUGUGCACAGAACAACUGUAAACAUAGCUUCAUGACUUAUGCUGGAUUUCGAAAACACUUAAGUAGUGUUCAUGGAAAUGACUACCUAGACCAAAUUGUGACUGAGAAUCUAACUGAUGAAGAUAAUGAACAGAUUGAGGUAAUGACAGAUUUAAAUAAUGAUCUUGAAAUACCAGAGACAUCAUCCAUAAAUGAUAAAAGGAGAGGUACUGAAACUCAAAAAAUGUGUGCAUCCAUUAUUGCUAGAUUGCAAAACAGUGGAGUAGCAACCAGUGUUGUAACAUCUGUAGUAUCGGAUUUGGAAGAACUGGUACAUGAAAUUCAUUCAAAUAUCAAAAGUGAGGUGAUGAAUCAACUUCCAUCUGAUGAUUUUGCAACAUCAUCUAAAAUAGAACACUGUUUUGAUCAUCUUAGUAAUCCAUUCUCAAAGCUAAAUACAGAAACCAAAUGGAAAAAAUAUAUCAAAGAAAAAUGGGCUGUAGUUGACCCUGCAGAGAUCAAAUUAGGGGUAAGAUUUGAUAGUAGAUUGAAUCGGGUGACACGGACAUAUGAUCAGAUCCCUGUAGCUGACAAAUUCAUUUACAUUCCCUUGUUGGAUACCUUGCAGUUUAUUUGUAGGAAUUCUGAGAUAUAUAAACAUAUGUCAGAUCCAAGUAAGAGUAACGGUGUCUAUAAAGAUUUUUGUGACGGAAGUUAUUAUAAAAACCAUCCACUUUUCAGUAAACAACAAAAUGCACUUCAAAUACAGUUAUUUUAUGAUGAAUUUGAAUCUGC
Silurus meridionalis is the source of this 2790-nucleotide messenger RNA. RefSeq lists its product as uncharacterized. NCBI's taxonomy places the organism in Eukaryota, Metazoa, Chordata, Actinopteri, Siluriformes, Siluridae. The coding region runs from base 323 to 1903 and encodes 526 amino acids. The record is from RefSeq and is a predicted model, not a curated record. The transcript is spliced from 10 exons.